Scatophagus argus is the source of this 4808-nucleotide messenger RNA. It is a transcript of the gene mapk1, whose product is annotated as mitogen-activated protein kinase 1. The coding region runs from base 238 to 1347 and encodes 369 amino acids. The record is from RefSeq and is a predicted model, not a curated record. The transcript is spliced from 9 exons. Gene Ontology annotation, biological process: intracellular signal transduction; protein phosphorylation. Gene Ontology annotation, molecular function: ATP binding; MAP kinase activity. Gene Ontology annotation, cellular component: nucleus; cytoplasm. NCBI's taxonomy places the organism in Eukaryota, Metazoa, Chordata, Actinopteri, Scatophagidae.
CAGCAACCUCUCUGCUACUCGCCCCUGCCUGCCUGCGACAGCACAGCAGUGGUGUGGUCGCUGUGAACGCAUAUUAACGGAAAGAAAAAAAACACUGCAUACGUAGUGAAGGCCUCUGCCACAUUGAAAGCCCUGUUUCAGUCACGGCGACGACGGAUAUAAACACACACAUAUAUAUUUUUCUAUUCUCAGUUGCUCUUUUUUAUUUGAUAGCGUUGUAAAGAGCCAGUCCUCAUAAUGGCGACAGCUGCGGUGUCUGCCCCUGCUGGCUGCGGCCCCAGCCCCGGGUCUGGAACGGAGCUGGUUCGCGGGCAGGCCUUUGACGUCGGGCCUCGGUACAGCAACCUCUCCUACAUCGGGGAAGGAGCCUACGGGAUGGUGUGCUCUGCCUAUGACCGGGACAACAAGAUACGUGUGGCCAUUAAGAAGAUCAGCCCCUUUGAGCACCAGACAUACUGCCAACGCACCCUGAGAGAGAUCAAAAUCCUUCUGCGCUUCAAACAUGAGAACAUUAUCGGAAUCAACGACAUCAUCCGCACGCCAACCAUUGACCAGAUGAAGGACGUAUAUAUUGUCCAGGAUCUCAUGGAGACAGACCUGUACAAGCUCCUGAAGACUCAACACCUGAGCAAUGACCACAUCUGCUACUUCCUCUACCAGAUCCUUCGAGGGCUCAAGUACAUCCACUCUGCCAAUGUCCUGCACCGUGACCUGAAGCCUUCCAACCUUCUGCUCAACACCACCUGUGAUCUCAAGAUCUGUGAUUUUGGUUUGGCUCGUGUGGCUGAUCCUGACCACGAUCACACUGGUUUCCUAACAGAGUAUGUGGCCACUCGCUGGUACCGAGCACCUGAGAUCAUGCUCAACUCCAAGGGCUAUACCAAGUCCAUAGACAUCUGGUCAGUGGGUUGCAUCCUGGCUGAGAUGUUGUCCAACAGGCCAAUUUUUCCUGGGAAGCACUACUUGGAUCAACUUAACCACAUUUUGGGGAUCCUGGGAUCUCCCUCUCAGGAGGAUCUCAACUGCAUCAUCAACAUUAAGGCCAGGAACUAUCUAUUGUCGCUGCCUUUGCGCUGCAAAGUGCCAUGGAACCGCCUCUUCCCCAAUGCUGAUCCCAAAGCUCUGGACCUGUUGGACAAGAUGUUGACCUUUAACCCUCACAAGAGGAUUGAGGUGGAGGAGGCCCUGGCACACCCCUACCUGGAGCAAUAUUACGACCCUACAGAUGAGCCUGUUGCUGAAGCCCCAUUCAAGUUUGACAUGGAACUGGAUGACCUACCCAAAGAGACAUUGAAGGAGCUCAUCUUUGAAGAAACUGCACGUUUCCAGCCCGGCUUUAGGUCCUAACAUCUCACACAGAUGAUUCUGUGGACUGGCUUCUGCGUUGCCACUGCUCCUCUGCGCCUCCACACUGUUGCUGUGAUAUUUUGGUUAGUUUUUUUUUUUGUUCUUUUAAAUUUGGUUUUUAUUUUCCUCUCCUGUUGUCCACAUCAUCUGGAUUCCUUGGGUCUCACUCGUCAAGUCCACUUUGCUCAGGAAUGGCAUCAGGAAUCAAUCAAUCAUCCUCUGUCUCUUUCUUUUUCUCUUUUCUUUUCUCUCUCUCUCUCUCUCUCUCUGGGGGGAGGCAGGGGGGUCAUGUCACAGCUUACAGUUUGGGGGUGAUUUUGCGUUUUAAGCCAAGAUAAACAAUGUUUUUGUGUGUUUCAAAAGGCAUUUUGGCUCUGGUUAUUCCAAUUCAAGACCUUUUAUGUCCAGUUGAAUGACAGUGAUAGUUGUGUUUUUUGGUGCAGCUGUCGUGGUUAUAACUCUGCCUACAUUGCACAAACAACAGUAGAUUACUUAAAAGAAUCAUCCAUCAUAAAGAAGGUUUUUUGGAUUUUUGUUUUUUUUUAAACUAACCUUUGUCGCACUGUUACAAGGGAUACCUUGAUCUUUCUUCUCUCUUUAUCCCUUUGAAGAAAGGAUAAACACAGAUUAAAUCAACUGAUUUAUGCAAUGGAAUGACAUAAUCAGCCAGAGACUUUGUGGGCCACAAGCCAUCACUUAGUGUUGAUGAGGAUAUGUAUUUUAACAAAGACCUUGUAUUUUAAUCCUUAACACACACAAGGUUCAAAUGCAAAUAUAUACAGAAAUAUAAACACAUGCACACACACAUACAUACAUAUAUAUAUGUAUAUAUAUCUAUAUCUGUACAUAUCUAGAUAUAUAUAUCGAGAUAUAUAUAUAUAUAUCGAUAUAUGUAGACAGAUAUAGAUAUAUAUACAUAUAUAGAUAUAGAUAUCUAUAUAUGUAUGUAUAUAUAUCGCCCAAAGAGUCUUAAGAUAUUUUAAUGGCAAGGUUGAUGAUAGAAGGGGAGUCAGAUGAAUUUAUAACUUUUUUCCUUACAUUAAAAACAUAAAAUACCCAUUUUUCAUUUCUCAUCGGCUUCAGUAAGAUGUCAGGUUGUAUAAAAAUGCACCAAAUUACAGGUGCUUUGAAAGGUUUUCGCCAUCAAUUUUUGCCUUAGCCAUGAGAAACUAAAGGAAAAGUCUGUUUAUUUCAUACAAGUCUGUAUGUACAGGAUGAUAUUUUUCAUAUGGGGGAAAAUUUACUGCGUCAGGACAAGAAAUCAGUUAUUACACAGAACUUGUCUCGUCUGGAGGAAGUGUUGUCGUGCCUCCCUUUUUGUCCUCUUUCAUGUUUUCCUUUCUUUUCUUCAUUAUCUGUUAAUCUCUCUCUCUCGCCUUGUUAGAAUAAUACUGUGCCCUUUGCAUGACUGUUAUAAGCUCUGUAUACAAAGACGACGAUGUUAAGUGCCACACAAGCCAGGCAGAUCCGCCGGGAGUGCGCCCAGGCUCUUUCUGUUCCACCUUUUGUGGUAUAUCACACUUCCCACUCACUUGGUGCUUUUUGUCCCGUUUCUUUAUUUCGCUUCAGCGUUCCCUUUGUCUGUUUUUAUUUGGUCUCCGUUGUUGUUAAAGUCUAAAGAAUUACAAUCUCCUUGUUUAUUCCAAACUCCAUCUGCAUGUUAAGAUCGUCUUGUUGUGGUUGCAAAUAGGAGAAUAACCAUAUAUCUGUAUUUAUAUCACAAAAACCAACAAACAUGUUGUUUCCUCAACCUGGGAAAUGAGAUGCUGGCAUGAUACAGUUGAAAUAAUACCCAAAUGUUAAAGAUCUUUUUUUCUACAUUAAAUGCUUUUUGUUUUUUUCUUUUUUUUGGUUUUUUUUUUUUUUUUUUUUUUUUUUUUGCUUUAAAUUGCACAUUUUUAUUUGGGUUGGCAUUGUCAUUAGCAGCAGACAACUGCAGUAAAAAGAGUACCAUAGUUUUAUUUUUUUGUCAGCAACUGCUGAUUAAAGACUGUUGAAUUUGAAGAUUUAAUUUCGAAUGAAAGAAAUUGUGACUUUAAAGAUUGGUGGAAACUAGCAUGCCAGAGUCGCUGAGGCUUCAUCAACCAACUGUGUUGUGUCAUUGCAGUAUCACUGCAGCAUCUAAUGGCUGUCAUUUUAGUUUGUUUACAAGUGGGCCUCAAAUAGAACUUUUAUGGUAUACCUAGCCUUUUUGUUAGAUUACAGUACUGCAUCAGUGACCUUAUGAAUGAAACAAGGGAGUAUUAUUUACGACACUAUAGGAUCUCGAUGUGGAUUAAAGUCAAAGUCUACCUUGAUAGAUUCUUAAAGAAUCUGGCACUUACAGUGAGAAAUUAGAGAGGUCUAAGAUUUGACAGAUUUUAUUUGUUCCAAUGAUGACGACAAUGUAUGCAGUCUGUGACAGAAGUAUUGGGCGAGCUGUAUACUCACAGUUUUUGUAUUUUAUUCAGAAGAUGAGUGUAGCUCAACUCAACUUUUGAUUCUUCUUCUACAUUUUCAUACCUGUCAAAAGGCAAGUUUGAGUUGUACUAACAUUUCUCUGAGGGCAGAGCUGCUCUGGUUGAAUUAAAUCGCAGUGGACAGAGCCAAAGAAUCACAGUUUAACUUUGUGUUUUUCUUUUGUUCUGGCUAAAUAAUAUUGGACUGAAACAGAGUAGAAUAGUCUUGGCUAAGGAAGCUAACGCUCUGCUGAAAAGUACUCAAGCCAUAAUCAGUCAGUCUGUUGCACCUCUGACCACACCCAACAAUGAUGUUCCGGCACCGACAUAUCCUGGUCUACACUUCUGCAUCACUGCCAGAUUAGAAGUUAAACCACUGGAGGUCAGCAAAAUCAAGAUUUCAGAUGUUAUCAAUUAGCUCUUUAAGACUUCAGAUUAACCUUUAAUUAUCUAAGUAAGCUAGCAAGCCUUCCGACACAUGAUGGUGUUCGGGAUUUGUUGGAAAAUAAUGAGCAAGUAAUGCCUUAUUUUAUGGGUCAGUACAUUCUUAAUACUCCUAUGAAAUCGCACGGUAAAAGCUAUUUAAUUUGGUACUAACUAUAUGCAAGUUACCGACCAUGUUCAGUUGAGCUACAACAAAGAAUUAUUUCCAUCGUCAUUUAAUCUGUUCAUUAUUUUUAUGAUUCAUCCUUUGGUAUAGAGGAAGUGCUGGGAUUGGCCCGAAACCCAGAGAUAUUAAGCUGACAGUGAUAUGAAAUCUACAAAUCCCUGUAAAUGACCUGCGUAAUUAUUUUAUGUUGAUCAGAUGUUGUUCAGAUGAACAAAAAUUUGAAAUUUGUUUCCAUGCAAACAUAAAAUACAAUUUCAAUAAUAAAUGACAAACUCUCAAAAUCAUUUAACUCAAUAGAAUAAAUUCAAUAUAAUUAGUGCCAAAUUGCAUAGUUCUCUACAGGAAACUUCCAAAUGAAAAUACUUGAAGAUGAUGGAUCUGUAAAAAUAAAGUGCUGCCAAAAAAAAAAAAAA